AUGCCAACCGUUCUCAUUACUGGCCUCAAUGGCUUCGUAGCUGUCCACACGGCUGUGAUAUUCCUCUCCAACGGCUGGAGUGUUCGAGGAACCGUCAGGUCGAAAGAAAAGGCGGAGAAAGUCAAGUCACUGCCUGUGCUCAAGGAAUAUGUCGAUCAAGGCAAAGUCGAGCUUGUCAUUCUGGAGGAUUUGAUCGAAGGAGACUUUUCUGAAGCCCUCAAGGGUGUCGACGGCGUCGCUCACUGUGCCUCGCCUUGGCAUUUCAACGGAAAAAAAUGGGAAGACUAUCGAGAACCCGCCGUGAAGGGAACCACAAGGAUCAUUGAACAAGCUGCCGAUGUGCCUUCUGUCAAGUCUAUCGCCGUGGUAUCUUCAUUCGCUUCCAUCGGCGAUUUCUCCAAACCCGCAACGGAGCAAGCCGGCAGGGUCUAUACAGAGGAGGACUGGUGUCCUAACACUGAUGAGUUUGCCGCAAACUUUAAAGGCGAUGCUGCCCCUCAAAUCUGGUAUGUUACUUCCAAGAAGCUCGCCGAGGAGGCAGCCUUUGCAACGGAAAAGAAGAUUGGAAACAAGCACUCUCUUGGAACUGUCUGUCCCCCUUGUGACUUGACUCUCGCUCAACACCCCAUGGUCAUCCUUGGCCCCGCCAUUCACUGCGCCGAAGGGGACGAUCUGUCCAAAGCCGACGUCUCGACGUCGAUGCUGUACUCAUUCUUUGCAGCUGGUAAAGACGCCAAGCUCGAACCGACAGAUUUCCCCUUGUGGGGAGAUGUGCGCAAUGUCGCCCAGGCCUUGUUUGAAAUCGUGACAAAGCAUGCCAACGGUCGUUUUGCCAUUUGCAACGGUGCCUUUGCUCCCCAAGCCCUGGCCAACAGAGCCCGGGAGUUAUACCCAGAUCUCGCUAAAGCCGGUAUCAUCCCUGUCGGAGAACCGGACAACACUCCCUCGAAGGAUGGUGCAUUUAAGCUGGAUGGAAGCAAGGCCGAGCGCGAGUUGGGCAUCAAAUAUACGACCGUCGAUGAGAUGAUCAAGGACACCAUUGAACAGAUGAAGAAGAUCGGCGCAAUCAAGGCGUAG
Kockovaella imperatae is the source of this 1077-nucleotide messenger RNA. RefSeq lists its product as hypothetical. The transcript has 7 exons. Lineage: Eukaryota; Fungi; Basidiomycota; Tremellomycetes; Tremellales; Cuniculitremaceae. Bases 1 to 1077 code for a protein of 358 amino acids. Gene Ontology annotation, molecular function: oxidoreductase activity, acting on the CH-OH group of donors, NAD or NADP as acceptor. The record is from RefSeq and is a predicted model, not a curated record.